Messenger RNA from Erpetoichthys calabaricus (reedfish), 13692 nucleotides. It is a transcript of the gene zbtb20, whose product is annotated as zinc finger and BTB domain containing 20. NCBI's taxonomy places the organism in Eukaryota, Metazoa, Chordata, Cladistia, Polypteriformes, Polypteridae. Gene Ontology annotation, molecular function: DNA-binding transcription factor activity, RNA polymerase II-specific; protein binding; RNA polymerase II cis-regulatory region sequence-specific DNA binding. Gene Ontology annotation, cellular component: nucleus. The record is from RefSeq and is a predicted model, not a curated record. Bases 619 to 2748 code for a protein of 709 amino acids. The transcript has 7 exons. Gene Ontology annotation, biological process: regulation of transcription by RNA polymerase II.
UUUGUUGAAGGUAGGGUGCAGUGUGUGUGUUUAUUGAUGAGAUGAAAGAAGAUGGAAGUGAGAAUUGAAACAAAGUAAAGGAAAAAUACUGAAACAAGGUAACAGGAGUGUGCAGUAAGGGAAAACGUGAAAGGUCGAAUUCGGGGACCCUACUGGAGCAUGAAACGCAGCUGGGAGUGGAAGAUAAUCCAAACAGAGAUGGAACUUCUUUCCCACUUUCUGGAAGACUGAGUUUUGUUCCACACACUUUCAAAAGGAGUGUUUGAAAGUGAAUUUCAUUCCAAUGCUGACUUUGAAAGAUCCAAAAACAGAUCGAGAAACUGCUGCCAGAAGCCUCUGCUGUAUGUAGACCAGAGGCUUGAAUUUAUCGUGAGAUCUGCACCCCUGCUUGCACAUCCCACUCCAUGUGUGGUUCCAGAUCAAGACCUCCAGACUGCAUCUGAAGACUUGCGUUGAUGGGAAAAGCGUACACGCACCUGUGUCCCUGCAGGGUUUUGGCAAAUGUGGCGCUCCAAUGAAGAUCAGCAGCAGACCACAGACAAGGACAGGCUUGCCUGAAGAGUGAGCCAUCAAGUGAGAGAGAAAUUCAGCAGAUAAAGUGACAUCAGUUUCAAGGGGAUGACCGAGCGCAUUCACAGCAUUAACCUGCACAAUUUCAGCAACUCUGUACUUGAGACCCUCAAUGAACAGCGCAACCGUGGCCACUUCUGUGACGUGACGGUGCGGAUCCAUGGGAGCAUGCUGCGUGCACACCGCUGUGUGCUGGCUGCCGGGAGCCCCUUCUUUCAGGACAAGCUGCUUUUGGGCUACAGUGACAUUGAGAUCCCUUCAGUUGUCUCUGUGCAGUCCAUUCAAAAACUGAUUGACUUCAUGUACAGUGGUGUCCUUCGAGUCUCCCAGACUGAAGCUCUGCAGAUCUUGACUGCUGCGAGUAUCCUGCAGAUUAAGACAGUCAUUGAUGAGUGUACCCGUAUUGUCUCUCAGAAUGCUGGCUCUGCUGGAAUUAGAGGGUUUACACUGAUUCCUGGGGAUUCAGGACAGGAGACUCCAAGAGGGACCCCAGAGUCAGGCACUUCAGGGCCCAGCAGUGAUGCAGAAUCGGGCUACAUGCAGCCUCACUCUCAGCAUGGCUUGGAUCGCAUUUAUUCAACCCUGUAUGCAGGAAUCUCCAUACAGAAUGGAACAACUGACCGCUCCUACUUUGGAGGAGGAGUUGUAGGAAAUUAUGAGGUCCUCCAGAAGGAUCCUCAUGUGCAGGAUCCCGCCUGGAUUACCCGAAUCCAUGAAAGAUCUAGACAUAUGGAAAGGUUUCUCUCCACCUCUGAAACAACCCACUGCCGCAAGCAGCCCCGGCCUGUCCGAUUGCAGACCAUAUCAGGAGGUCUGCACAUCAAGCAAGAAGCAGAAGAUGAUUACGACUACUACAGGCAGUCAAGGGUGCAGGCACUGGAGCGCAACGAAUCAGAAGAAUGCACUGAAGAUACAGACCAGGCUGAAGGCACAGAGAGUGAACCCAAAGGGGAGAGCUUUGACUCUGGUGUGAGCUCAUCCAUUGGAACUGAGCCUGACUUGCUGGAACAGCACUGUGUAGCCAGCUUUAACCGAGAUGACCAUCAAGAUCUCAUGCAAACGGAACAAAGUGAAAUUUUAGCUGACACAGCACUACAGACUGAUGGUAAUGAAUCCUCUUCUCCAGAAAGAAUGAAUGAAGAUGGUGAUACAGGAGGCUCACAGAGUGGUGGAGAGGUGGCAUUGCCCAAUGACAAAGGCUCACUGCAGCCUUUAGCAAAUCCUAUCAUAUCACAGCCUGUGCCUGGUACACAGCUAUACCUGCGCCAUUCAGAUGCCCUCACCAGCAACCUGAGAAUGCCACUCACCCUGACCAGCAACACCCACGUUAUUGGCACUGCUGGAAAUACAUACCUGCCAACCCUUUUUGCCACUCAGUCAACUGCCAGCAGCAAGCCCUUCCUCUUCAGCCUCCCACAGCCACUGACUGGCCAGCAGCCACAUUUUGUGACCGUGCCACCAUCCAGUCUGCCUCCAUUCUCAACUCCGCUCCCUGGUCAACAACCCCCAGGCCAGCAGGUCAGCCAGAACACUACAGUGGCUGGUCAGGGAGAGAAGAAGCCGUAUGAGUGCACACUGUGUAGCAAGACAUUUACUGCAAAGCAGAACUAUGUCAAACACAUGUUUGUGCACACAGGUGAGAAACCACACCAGUGCAGCAUCUGUUGGCGCUCUUUUUCCUUGAAGGAUUACCUUAUAAAACACAUGGUGACACACACAGGGGUGCGUGCAUACCAGUGCAGCAUCUGCAACAAGCGCUUCACCCAGAAGAGCUCCUUGAACGUCCACAUGCGACUACACCGCGGAGAGAAGUCCUACGAGUGCUAUGUCUGUAAGAAGAAGUUUUCCCAUAAAACCCUCCUAGAGAGACACAUGGCACUACACAGCAGCAGCAACAACAGCAGCAGCACUAUUGGUGGCAGUGGAGGAGCAAACAGCAGCGGCCCAGUAACAGUCCCUGUCCCAGUUCCUGUUCCAGUUUCUAUCCCAGAACCUGGAGCUGGGCCAGUGUCAACUAAUGGCGCCACUGGAGCAGUAACAGGGGCUGUGACCAUCAGAGUGGGAGCUGAAGCCAGCUGCCCAGAGGGGACCACCUACGUGUGUGCAGUUUGCCCUGCUAAGUUUGACCAAAUGGAGCAGUUCAACGAUCACAUGCGGCUUCAUGCUGCUGACGGAUAAGUAGGAAGCAAAGAAUGGCACUAGAAUUUUUAUUUUAUUAUAUUUUGCAGUUUUUUUUUUUUUUGUUUUUUUGUUUUUUUUGUAAUUUGGGGCAUGAAGAGUUCUAGACACUGGCACAUUACAUUACCCAGAGAAAAACUUUUUGGUAUUCUUUAAGUAAAUAAAUAAUUAAAUAACAGAUGGUGGCCUUAAGGCUGUGUAGUUUGUCCGAGAUCCACUGGCUGGGUCCCCUCUACUGGCCUCUAAAUGUACCUUCUUAUGAAACUGGUUUGGGUGUUGAACACUACAGCAGGCCGACUAUCUCUAAAAAGCGUGGAUUUCUCGUUCCUGUCAAGACCAUUUAUGGACACUGGCAAUGUCCAAAUUAACUGUGGUAUUCAGGCCUCUUUUCAAAAGUUUUUACCUGGCAUGCUUUAUAAAGUAAUGAUGGUCACAAGUUUGCCUUUUCUACCCAGAGUGAAGACGAAGGAAGUUACCGUAACGACACUGGCUUUUUUUUAAUUUAUUGCAGGGUGGCACUGGUACCAGGAGAGUUGGAGCGCAACCUGUGCUACCACCGCUAAGGUACAAGACAAUGGUUUUUAGGUUAGUGAAGUGAGGGAAAGUUUUUCUUUUUCCACACGUCUGAUGGUUCAGGUAAAGUUUACGACACAGAGGUGCGUUUUUAUACAUCAGUAUUUGAAAAUAAAAUGUUAAAAGUUGUUCCUUUAUAUGUAUACACUGCCACUAAUAUUUUAGAAGACUGUUAAGGCUGUUUGACCUCUUCCACUUAGAAAAUGUGAGUUUCCAAAACCUAGAAGCAGAAGUUUGUUUCCUUUUUUAUUAUUAUUAUUUUUUGUAUAAUCAUAAGUAAUGUUUAGCUUUUAAUUUGUGUUUUGGACAGCAUUAGAAUUGUGUCCAGCACCGCACCCGCAUGCUGUCUAUUUAUAAUGCUGCUCCUUAAUAUUAUUUAACUUACUUGCUUUAGACUGUUAUCAGCUGCUGUUUCAAUCCACUUGUUGUAAUUUCCUUUGCUUUUUGUACUUUUUUUAUUAUUUUAUUUGGAAAGGUUUACCUAGAAAGGAAGAGGACAGGUGGAGUUGCUAAAGAGCUUGAGCCACCUUGUACCUUAACACUGGACUCCUUUUCUAUGAGAAGAUAACAAGCGGAACAGAAAAUGCACUACUUAUGAGAUGUUGCUGCCACCUGGUGGCCAACAUACCGCUUUAUUUAUUCUAGCAAAGGUACAAGGAAGGCCAAAAUGAUGGCCUAGUCAGUGCCGACUUUCCAGCCAGUGACUCUGAGGCUUACUAAAAUGGUCCUGAGGCGUGGCAUACAGUGCCGCCCCCACACCUCCUAAUUCCCCACCAAUCCGUUGCCAUGCCUAGGACUGAGUGCACAGUGCGUUUGACAAAAACGAGAGAGUAAAUGACUUCCUUUGUAGAAUUUAGUCUCCUGCUACAUUUCCAUGAGACUGAAAGUGACUAUUUGCACAUUUCCUUCAGAUGUCUGUGCUUAGUAUUACAAUUGAAAUGUUUUAUUUCAGAACCAGAAACUCUAUGGAUAAUUUUGUAAAAAAGAAAAAAAAAAACUUUUUAAAUAGCUGUCCAGAAACUUGAGAAGAGGACUGCAAACAUGUUGCACUGCUGAAACCAAUAAGUGCACUACUGAUACCAGGGCUGUCGUACCUUCAGCCUAGUUUGUUUUUCUGUUUUUUUUUUUUUGUAUUUUUUUAGCUUUUCUGUUCAACGCAGUUUCAGCUUCCUUUGUUGAAAGAGCAAGCACGAUUUAAAGAGAGAAAGGGUGAAAGACAGAGCGCUUCAGUGACAUUUCCCCAUAAUUUUGUUUUAAGUCUUAUUUGGAAGAAGGGGAACUGUAAUUCAUUGUGGCAAUUGUGUGCCAUUUGUGGGCACCCUUCUUGCACUGUAGAGGUUUUUACUCUGUUGCUGUCAUGUUAUCAGUGCAGGUUAAAUUACAUUCUUGCUUCCUGCAUGAUUGCAAUGUUUGCAAGCCAUUUCUGCUGCAGCUCAGUGCCACCUUGUUCUUGCUGGAACUGGCACAAUUGUGAUGGUUCAAGGGUCUUGUCUGCCACUCUGGUCUUCUGCUUUCCCAGUAUAAGUAGAUAUGGUAGAGACAUUUGUAUAAUUCCACUAUUUUUGUUAUAGUUAUUUCUUCCAGACUGGUUACAGUAACCACUCUGCUUUGAAUGUAGCAGGCCUACCACAGGUUUGCCUAUGUAAGUCUUGUGCCUGUUACCUGCCCACCUUCACUGUAGAGUAAUGCACAUCCUUUGGUUCUUUUCUGGGUAAACAUCAGUGCACCCCAGAGAUUAUCAUACAGUAAAAAAUAAAAAAUAAGGAACCUGUAAUGUGUUAGUCUAACACUAAGCAAUCCUUUUGCUGAUUCUGUCACACACUAUGGCUACAGAAUCAAAAACAAAAGUGCAACCGACACGAUUAGAUUCUCUACCUGUCCCUUUUUCUGUGCUAAGCUGAAUGGAGCCAUUUAAAUUUUCACUAUUAGCCAGAUUAUUAGAAUAACAGUAUCUUAUAUAUAGCAAAUGAGCUUGACUGAUUGACUCAGUGGCCUCUUUCUGACAAACUGGGUUUGAAUGUAAAGACUGACAACCUGUAUAAAGGUAGUAUUGAAGAUUUAUGAGUCUGUAUUUAAAAAAAAAAAAAAAAUCUUGAUGUUUGUAAAGAUGAUGAUUUCAUUCAUUCACCAUGUUUCAGUACCACUUGUCCUCGUUUGUGGUUGUUUUAACAUUGCCAGCAGUAGCUGGCCCAAUUUCUGAACCUCCACGACUGUUGUGGAGCUUCCUUGGAUUAACAGUUUUUAAGAACAAAUAAUGGAUUACCCCACCGUGACAAUAAACAUGAACUUGAAUUGUUCUUCAAUACACUUCAAAAAGGAUUUAAGUGAGUAGGACAGAUGAUGCGUUGAACUCUUCAAUGUAUCAGUUGCGGUUGCUGUGUGAGUGGCAAGACAAAUCCCAACACACUGCAUUAUUUCCCGUUUAAGCAGAAAGGGUGGCAACUCAAGCUCCAGCACAUUUUACAUUAUGUUACUCAGAAUAAAGUUUGGAGACUUUAUGUAUGUAUCCAUGCAGAGUUUGCUGCUCAUCAUAUAUAUUUUAAGGCACUAAGUCAAUUUACCUUUAUGCCAGCUUAUUUUUAUGCUGUAGUCUUUACUGUGACGCAACCCUGUCAUUUAGAGUGGGCGCUGUAUGUUUUUAUUUUUUUCUCUUUUUGUAUCACGUUAUUAAAGUCCAGAUUCUCUCUUGCACGUGUGUUUCUGGUGCAGAACACCUGGAUGUGCUUUGAAAAUGCUCAUCGCCUUAAUAGCCAGAGGAGAAAUGUGCAAGAUCUCAAGAGACUGCACCCUCUCAGCAAAUCGGACAACUUCCUUUGCCAAGAUGGAGCUGAGGGCCAACCAUAUCGUUCCCAGGAGAUUCCUCCACACAGCUCCAGCAAGGACAGAAACAUACAGUGGUUUUACUCAUUUUGACAGAGAAUUUUUCAACUUUGCAUAUUUUUACAGAACUUUUUUAUGCUCUGCAUUUUUUAACUGAACAGUCUUUAUUUUGCAUGUUUUAAUUUUACUCUUCUGUAGUGCACACGACUUCCUGUAGAAUCGGUGCGGAAAGAUUUGCACUCGGGGGAGGGAGGACGGGGGCUUGUAGGUUUUCAGCUUUUUUAUCUUAUUGUAUUCUUUUUGUAAUAAGGGACUUUUGGACUUUCUGUUAGAAGCCCCUCUCUGGACUCCACAUCCAACGUCCUGAAAUGUGUCUUUUACAGCAAAUUAAUUAAUUAUAUUUUGCCCCAUUUGAAACCAAAGGGCUAGACAAAAAAAGAAAGAAAUAGAUGGACUUUGAUAUAUGCUGUAAAGGACUAAGUGGGUUGGCUGCUGUCAGUUGUGUGCUCUCCACCAGAGCAUUGUUUCUUAAUUCACUUCCGAAUGGCUUAAUCUGUGCCUUUCUGACUGACGCUACGCUUUGACCCACUGGUGACUCCUAACAGAAUUCAGCCUUAUGAUGGUAGGAAGUGCUCAUUGUAAUGAGUUGUUUUAUUUCCAAGCCUACAAUUGCCCAUGUCGUAAUAGCCAUGCCUUUAAUGAACAGCAGCCUGCAACCUUUUGUUCUCACCAUGUAACAGUACGGCUAGACUGACCCUUUAGGUACGUCCCUGUAGCACUCUACACAAGGAGAGCUUAUUAGCAGAUUUGUCUGGUUGCACCAUCAUCUUACCUAAAAUUCAGUGUAGCUUUGCAAAGCACUGGCAGCUUUUGCAGAAAAAGGCAAUCUGAGGCCAUUCAUUUGUGGAAAAAAUGAAAAAUCUGCUUUGGGCUAAUGAUGUACAGUACAUUGCAUAUAUUCAACAGACCUUCCUAACAAAACUGUUCUAAAUGUUUAAUCCUAAUCUCAUACAUCAGAGUUUGGCAGGGACGUUUUUCAGUCCAGCCAUUUUGAAUUACUGCAUACUUCCUUACAUUUGACUGCAAGUACUGUACAUAUCUCCACCUUUCUAUUUUCUCUCUGUCUUGCAGCAUGACUGGGCUCCCCUGUAAAAUGGAAAAAUGGACAAGUAGGUCCUGUAGGCAUGUGACCUGCCUCCUUGGACAUAAAACAACAAGAGAACCGACAUCUUUCUGGCUCAAGUAACCAGAUGAGGGAGGAACCACUGAGUUGCUCACAUUCUAAAAAUAUGUCACCUGUGUCCUCUGUAUUUUUAAAUGAGCCUUAACAUGAAAUCAUAAAGUGAAAAUUGAAGUUCUAAGGUGAUCUUCUAUGUAGUGGUAAUCUCUUACCAUCCUAGUGUGUUAACAUUUUGUGUUAACAGUGAUGAAGAUCUCUUUCUGUAUUUCUGCUUUGAACUACAUAAUGUUGAAUUUGAGUUAAGUGCUUCAUGAGUUCACAGUGUCUCAGAUUUUUCCUUUGCUCAAUGGGCGACAGCAGUUUGGCUUAAAGAGACACAGUAACAGAUCUGCCUACUUUAAAGUUGACAUUUGGCUGUUUAUUUAAAAAGCCAAUGACCAACAUAAUACUUUUAGAGCAUUUUGGUGACUGAACACCCAUCAUGCCUUCUCACCAUCAUUCCUUCUGGUGGAUGAGGCUGGAGCUGUUAAAAGUGCAGCACUUAUAACAUUUCAGUUUUCUGUGGAACCCUACAUUUUCCGGCUGAUGUGUUCCAGUUUACUGUGUCCAAUGGGUCCCAUGUAAACAAAAAAAAAAAUCUGAAAUUCAUUACUUUCUACACAAGUGAUAGCCCAAUUUUAAAAUCUUUAUCCCCCAUUUUAUUCAAAAUAUUUGGGGGAACAGGGCAGCCUUAAAAUCAUAGGACAUGUAUAUCAUAUCAACAAAUACUAUAUGAAAAAAAAACUUUUUUGAGGGCAGCAUUCUUUGAGGUAGCUGUUGUCAACAAUCACGUCAAAACACUUGGCCAUUGUCACACCGACAACACCGUGCUCUGCCACCUUUCUAUAAUCAGAAAACUAUUCCUCAGAAGCAGGAUGCUUCAAGAUCACUUCAUUGAAAUUUAACACUGGGUAAAUAUCCAAUCUCAUUAAUGGAAGCAUUUGACCAGAGAUGUUUUGCAUUUUUUUAAGAUAUGUUUAAAUUCCAGAUGCUUUCUCUCUCCUGCGAUAUACAUUUAAAAUGAGAAAAACUGAAGUAGCAGAUCUAUAAACUUAAAUUGUUAAUGAGAAAUCAAUCCCUCAGUGAAGAGAGCCAAACUGGCACCUAUUCCAGUCAUGCAGUUAUACACAAUAUGGUUUUCUUUCGGUCAGACUGAAAUAUCACAAAGCAUAUACAAGCAAAGCAUAAACCAAAGUUACACGUAUUCUUGCUUGGCAUCUGGCCCUGAACUGGAAGUUAAAGGCAGUAUCUUAAAGAGAGCCCUUUAGCUGCACACAAGUGAAAUCUGACAUUACUAUAGGACAUACUGCCACAUGGGCGCACCAAAGAUAAACUUUUUACAUCAAAUGUAAAUUACUGACUCUUUUUAAUUGAACUCUGUGCCUGGGUUUGCUUUUUAUUGUUCUGUUUUGGCACUACCUUAAUGAGUUUUAGAGGAUACUAUGACAUAUGUAUCUUUUACUUUGUUACCAAAACCAGCAAAUGUGAAGUGCUUUAGAAAAUUCUGGAUUACUGACCUGCUCGUUAAGGAAGCUUUUUUGUUUAUGUUGCUGUAAUAACAGUAGAUAGUUGUGAUGAACAGACAUACUGUGGGGCAGCUCAUUCAUUGUUGUUCAUGCUUGUGCCUAACACAGCAGAUUACCAGCUUUAAACAACAUUGAUAGGGGGAAACAUGUGAAUGCAAGCCACAACAGUAAUGCAUGUCUUUAAUUUUUUUUUUUUUUUUUUUUAAACUGUACCUUACUGCAACAUAGACAAAAGUGAAGUCUACUUGAGUAAAGAUUUGAUUAAAAGCACACAUCGGUCUCUGAUUAACUGAUAAGUUUGUAACAAAAACCUGUAAACUCAUUGGCACUCCACAAUCUCAGUUGGUUACCCAUGUGAUAGCAGGACUUGUGGGAGAAAUGGAUUAGGGCACUUUGAAAUGAAGUUGCUCUUCAAGUUAUUCAUAUUGAGGAUGUGUACCUUUCAACAUUAUCUUCCAUCUUGCUUCAUUAUUUACAUUCAGUUUCAACAAGCUCAAAUACUUCUUUUAGUCCAUUCAUUCAUUUGCCGAUUCUGCUUUUCCAGUACAGGGUCAGGGAGAGCCAGCAUAAGGCACAAGGCAAGAACCAGCCCUGGACAGAUCAUUAGUCCGUGGCAGGCCACAGUCACACUCAGCUGUGAAGGUCAACUUUUAAGUCGCCAGUUUUCCUGAACUGCACAUUUGUGUGAGGGAACUGAAGUACUCGGGAAGAACAACUUCCUGGAAAAACUGUUUACUGAAGUGGGAAGACAGCAGUAUUAACCAUUGCAUACAUUUCUAUACAUUGCAAAAAAAUUGACACACAUGGUUAUAAAUAUCCAUCCACUUACUAAGCCCAGGAGAUAAAGUUAUCAACCAGUAUAGAAAGAAAUUCUUGGCAACAUUGGGUUCCACAGUAAAUAAAGCUUUAUGACAAUCUGAGGCACCAAACUAUGUGGAAUGUGCUGGUCAUUCACAAGCUUCUUUUUGCUAUGUAACUAGUCAGGUGUUCUGCCUUAAUUACAAGAGGUAGUGUCAGGUUGUGUUAUUAGUCUGCUGAUGACAAUUUAAAGGGAUCUUUUCUAUAUGCUUUCAGAGCUCCGUUUCAUUCAUUUGUUAGCUAAAAGAGCCACAUUUCACCAGCAGAUAUGGCCAUGAGAUGUGUCAACUGCCUGCAGAACAGGUUUGUAACAAGACAGACAUAAAGGCUUCCUUUCUGCAAGAAGUCCACUUUCGAGCAGUAUGGCGUGGAACUGUAAAACUUUGUCUGUUGACCCUAAAGUUUAUAGUCGUUUUGAGCAAGAGAUGUGCUUUACAGUGUUAGCAGCAUGUGGGAGGGUUCAUUGUUGGGUCUAUUGCCAUAUCUUACUUUGAAGGAAGUUGCUGACCCUCAAACGUCUUUGGGUUUAGCUUUGAGAACAUUUGUUUGGGGGCAGAUAGAAUUUACCUUUGCCUAAUACUGUACACAAUGGUUUGUUUGUACUGGACAGUUCCCCUUUUAACUCACUGAGAUUAUGCAGCCUCAGUUUUCUUGUACAUUCCCCUUAGGAGCCGACACUGACACACAUGGAUCACUGUGAUCAACAUGGCUGAAAAAGCAGCACUGGGGGCUGUAACUUUGGAGGCUCUCAAUUAUGGUGGUAUAUUGUUUCUUGCAGGUUCCCUCUCUUUAUUGGCACCUCUGGAUCUUGGGUUGCACUUUCAUUUAAAACAAAUGCAAAGAAGCGGCCAUUUAUUCUGUCCAUCAACAAAGCUUGGCAUUUUAGACGACAUGUCCAAGGUUUACUGGACAAGGACCAAACCCUUCUUGUCUCUUUAGCACAAUCACCACUCCACUGUACUCCUAACUUUACUUCUGCCUUAGGCUGCUCUGAAUUCACUUUGGCCCAAAGGUAAACAUUAAUGUAACAAAAACAUUUUCCAUAAAUCCACCACUUUCUGAAUCUCACAAUAUCAUCAGAGAUAAAAAAAAAGUAGGGUGACACUAAUUUCUACUCCAAAGUGGAAAGGACCCAGCUGAACCACCCAGAAUAUUGAACAAGUGAUAAGGCAAGCAGCUCAGUCUUCAGUGUUUUUGUUGUUUAUUUUUUGUCCUCAGUCCAUAUCUUCCGUGUUUAUGUUACAUAGAUGCCGUAUAUUUUAGGAUCUUGGAGAGUUUUUGUACAUCUCGGCAGCAGGAAAAUUUUCUUUGCCAUCAGCCUCCAGUUUCUGUUUGGCAGGCGUAAGUCUACCCUGCCUUAGUUGAACACAUUUAUGAUAAAACCAAGUUUGCCCUUAAGGAUAUGCUGCAGUAAUGUUUCUCAACUCGAAUUCUUGAUAUGUGUUCGGAGUUGGCUUUCUUGUCUGUUUUUUAUUGUUACAAAAAUGUUUGUAAUGUAAAGACUGCUGUUUUUGAGCUGGAUAAAAAGGGGAUUUUUUUAAUAUAUGAGGGUGUUUUAUAUUCUGACUUGUCAAAACACUGGACUGUGAUUGUGUUUGUGAUGUGUCCGUAAGGAAUGGCCCGGCCCGCAACGGUGUCUUUUCCACCUUUCUGAUUAAAGUUCAGAAUUGCUAACGAGGAGGCAGGAGAUCAUCGGUCUCCAGUGUCUUCCCCAGUGUAACCCUGAUUGAUCCCUGCUUGUAAUGAGAUAGCGUAGUGAUGUGCCACAGCCCCCUCCCCACCCCCACUGAGAGAUGCCCACUGCAGGCACAAGCUCAGAGGCAUUUUAUUGCUAAUCAGCAGAUUUGCCUUUUAGUGAUUUGAUUCUUAAUUUAAAAAUGUAUCUGCAUACACAGAACACGUUCCUUGUUGAAGGGGGGGGGCUGUCAUGAAUGAUUUAAUAUUCAAAAUUUAGCCCAAAUGUUUAACUUCAGAUACCAAAAAAAAUUGAAUAGUCCCAAAAAAAAAAAAAAAAAAAAAAAAAAAGAUGUGUGAUGCCCUGGAGGUCACUGUGCUAAAGACCAAACAGUUUUUUCUAUUAUUUGUUUUGUGCUCUAUAAAAAAGGGAUACCAGUCAAGCACCUUUAAACUGAAAAAGGUGAGGGUUGGCAAAAAGAUGCAUCACCCCUAAUUGAGAGAUGCCAUUGCAGUCAAGUCCUUCUAAGGUGGGCAAGUGUGGCUCUUUUAGGCCAAGUAACAGCACCUUCAUGAAUUUGGGUUGCACUAACUGAGUCAUGGUGUUUUAUGUGCGUAGCAAUACACCUCUGUGCCAGGCAGAGAGGUGUCAGGAAAGGCCAGAUGGCAAAGCAUCGAAGAUUUCACGUGGAGAUAUUUAAUAUGGAUUUGUGAUGGCUUUCCAAGCCACUUACCAAUCGAAAACCUAAUCACACUUCCUCUAGCAGAUCAUGCAAGUUUUAUCCCAAGUCGCUGGGUACAAAGUCUAAACAACAACCAAAUCUGCCCUUCUUUCUGCUUCCUCUAGUGAUACGUUUGGCAUAGGAAAAAGGUUUUGGUUGCAGGUCAACGACCACAGUAUGAAUCUAAAGUAUUGCAUUAGCCGUAAGGGCCAAAGCCACUGCAUUCAGCCCUGGCUGCUUUAACCAAAAACUCUGCAGUAUUGCCGUUGUUUUGCUCGACCUCCAUACCUAAACGUGUCACGUUACAGAGGAAGCGCAGUGACGUGCCUUCUGUUAGCUUCUCAUUGAACAAUCAGAGUCGAUGACCGGAAAACUGCUCCAGCCAUUCUAGGCAAACACUUUUUGCACUAAAGCCUACCCACCGCUAGUGUAAGCCAAUCACAACACCAAAAAAAAAAUAAAUAAAUAAAUCUAGCCACAUCACAAAGUAAGGGUUCAUAGCAGUGAACUCAAUCCAUUUUAGUAUCUCCACGUGUAGCAUCCUCUCCAAUCCACCCACUGGCUUCAAGCCAAGAGGGUGCAGGCCUUUUCGCACCUCUGCUUUGCCAGGUCAGGCGCUACUGGUUAAACAAAGACAGUGAAAACUAGCAGUUUGUUUAUUUUAUUCCAGUUUGCUUUCUUUCUGUUUAUGUUGGAAAAUAAAAUCAACUAAAUGUCAAUUGAAGACGCAUGUGGUUGCUUCGGGACCUUUGGACUUUUUUCUUUUUAUUUUUCUGUUAUCUUCAGACAGGGGAAUCAAACUGAAAACAUAAUAAGAAAUCUAUACAAGAGACUUUAAAAGCACCUUACACGUGGCAGCCUAAUGAGAAAAGGCUGUCACUUUAUUGUUUCUUAUUUAGCACCUUAAUAUAUGUUUUAAGUCUCCUGUUGUUUAAGUUGUUGUCCAACAUUUCACCUGUUUAACUAAACUGCCUUGUAUAUUAUUUAAGGAGAACCUUUAUCUGUUUUCUACAAAUAUUUAAAGGCAUGUGCCAAAGUCCCGAAGCUGAUCCCUGUGUCUUCUCUCAGCUCUUAGUCAUAAUCACGCUAUGUCAUUUAUGAGACCUGUAUUGUACACCUUCCUUUCAAGUGCUUUAAAAAAAGAAAAUUCUACCAGUUUUAUUUUAGCCGACCGUAUCCUAACUUGCCAUUUACAAUUAGCCCUGUGCUUCACGUAUAUUUACCUGUGAUGUGUAUUCGUUACUAUAAAGAAUAGCCGUAGUGCUUCAUUACGUUCUAUAUUAUUGUGACUUUUCGAAAUACUGUGAAGACUUAUCUUGCGUAUACUUUAUACAGAAGUAUUAAGCCUUAAUACAAAAGAUAAAAAGAAAAAAAUGUUGUGUGGAAGAAAAAAAUGAUUGUUGCUAAGUAAGGAUGAAGAUUUUUUUGUAAAUGUUACCAGCACUUUUUUUUGUAAGUUUCACUUUCUGAGGUAUUGUACAAGUUCACGCUGUUUGUGAAGUUUGAAUAUGAAGGAAAUAAAAACUCUAGUACUUUCCUGUACUUUACUCAA